Scheffersomyces amazonensis is the source of this 1886-nucleotide messenger RNA. RefSeq names its product Fgr3p (gene FGR3). The record is from RefSeq and is a predicted model, not a curated record. Gene Ontology annotation, biological process: protein sumoylation. Gene Ontology annotation, cellular component: chromatin. The transcript has a single exon. NCBI's taxonomy places the organism in Eukaryota, Fungi, Ascomycota, Pichiomycetes, Serinales, Debaryomycetaceae. Gene Ontology annotation, molecular function: SUMO ligase activity. The coding region runs from base 205 to 1785 and encodes 526 amino acids.
UUUACGACAAAAUUGUAGAUUUUUCGCGACAUAACUUUUAGGAUCUGUAAUAUAUAAAAAUUUAAGCCUUAGUCUCCCAAAAUGGAACCAUUUACUAAUCUUCACUACUGUCUGAAGUAUCGACGAGUCGACAUAUUCUAAUAUCAAGAUAAUGAUAUAGGCCUAUUAUAAUUGCUAAAUAUUGCAGAAAUAUCACAUCUUCAAAUGUCCCGAAUAUUACGAUCAUCACAAAGACUAGAUUCUUCCGAAGAUACAAGUAGCUCUUCACCAAAAAGUAACUUAGUUACAAUACAUAAUGAAAGCAUACCGUCAUUAAAAGUAACUAUAAAUCUACAGCCUUCUAUUUUACGAUUUAUCAGCUUAAAAAAUGAAUUUGACACUAUAGUAAAAAGGAGCCAAACUCCAGAUUAUAAAUAUUCUACAUCAAAUGACAAGCAUCCACCUAAUACAACACAAGAAAAGAUACGAUAUCAAGAUCCAGAAGAAAAUCACGAAGAAGAUAUUGUAGUUAAUAAUCACCAUAAUUCUAUCCCAAAAAUCCCCAACGUAGAUGAUGAAGAAAUAUCUGAAGAUCCCUUUUCUUCAGAUGAUGAAAUAUUCCAAUUAGAAAGUGAAAUAAAUAGAGCUUUAUCUUCAAAUGUUACUUAUUUCCAAUCAUCUAAUGAAGUUAAGCCAUCCACCACCAAAUCUCAGCCUGCAUCAUCACCAAUACAAUCUCAAAGGCAAGUUAUUCCACCCCCACCUCCUCCACCUCCACCAAAAUCUAAGGAACCAGAUUUGUCUGCCUAUAAACCUGUUCCACCAAAUAUAAAACCUCUUCUACAGGUAGAAUUAGGUAGAUUAAAUGCAUUUAAUGAAGGUGACCAAUCUCAGUCAACUGAAGACGAAUUAUUAGUGGCUGAGAAAUUGAUAUUCACAUUAAAGGACCCUUUGAGUGCAACUAAAAUUAAAUUACCAAUUAAAUCAAGAUUCUGCAUACAUUUUGAAUGUUUUGACUUUGACACGUUUUGUAUAUUUAAUAAAAUACCUUUCCAUAUACAAUCCUUAUUAAAGCAUGAUUUAUCAAAGAAGAAUCUUUUAAGAAAGAAAUAUGCCCAAGCCGCCAAUAAUAAAAACAACAAUAGUUCAAGAAAUGUCAAUGGACAACAUAAGAAUCAAAAUUCUCGUGAUCAUCGAACUUCGCUGAACUUGAAUCCACAUACUUCAUUGCCACCUCCGGGUAUAUUAUCGCUGGCUUCAGAUUACGUUCGACUAAUUGAAAAUCCAGUUUCUUCUAUACCGAUUAGAAAUUUACCACCACCAUCUCCAUCAGUUCCCGUAUAUAAAUGUCCAUUAUGUGAUACCAAAUUUUAUCUUAAUGAUUUACUAAUUAGUGACUCAUACAAUUAUUUUGUUAAAUCGACUCCUAAGGAAACAGAGAAAAUUGAAUUAUUUGAAAUGAGAUUGUAUAAGAUCAUAGAUGACUCUACAACAGCCAGUAAACGAGCUUCCGAAGGUGUAGAGGACGAAAACAUUAUAAUUUUAUCUGACGAUGAAGAUGAAGAUGAUGACGAUAGACCAUUAGCCGCUGUAAAGCGAGAGACCAAGUCAGCCCCAGUUCAGAGAAAACCAUAUUACAAUGACGAUGAAACUGACGAGUUUAACGAUAGCUUAGACGAGGAACUAUUGGCUCUAGGAAAUGCUUAUUUUAAUCCUCUUCAAUCUGGAAGUAAUCCUAGUUUAAAUAAAAAGUACUCUGCAGGUAAGGGUAUGGGUAGUUGGGAUGAUCCAGUAACAUUAGAUUAGAGUAGUUUAUAGUAUCAUUAAAUUUCCUUUUUAAGAUUUGUAAAUAUGCUCGAUAUAGAAGAGUCAAUUACGAGUUGCCCUAAAAAAUUAGGGCAUAAUGG